This is a messenger RNA of Culicoides brevitarsis, 1151 nucleotides long. It is a transcript of the gene qvr, whose product is annotated as protein quiver. NCBI's taxonomy places the organism in Eukaryota, Metazoa, Arthropoda, Insecta, Diptera, Ceratopogonidae. Bases 632 to 1120 code for a protein of 162 amino acids. The record is from RefSeq and is a predicted model, not a curated record. The transcript is spliced from 8 exons. Gene Ontology annotation, biological process: sleep; regulation of synaptic transmission, cholinergic; positive regulation of voltage-gated potassium channel activity.
GUAAGAGAACGGUCGGAAAACCGCUGCUCUGUGCUCUCCGUGUAUAAGAGUGUAGCGAUACACAAAAAAUAUUUUUCCCUUUUAAAAAUACGGAAAUAUUCGGAAAAAUCUAGUGCGACCGCGAUAAACUCACUUUUUCGCUUUGCAAAUCGCUCGAUUUGAACAACAAAAAAAAGUUGUUGAAAGGUUUAGCACACACAAAAGUCAAACUCAAUUUAUUUCCGAUUUAGCAAAUUCUGUGGAAAAGAAAAUUAAAAACAAAACGCCGAGAAAGAGGCAGACUGUGAAAGAAGAAGAAAAGAACAAAAAAGCAAUAACUCAUUCGUGUGUGUGAUGUGAAACAAAAAAUGUUCAUUCGAAGAAAAGAUUCUUUCUUAGGACAGUUUUGCAACAAUAGAUGAGCAAAAAAAAGCAACCUUGAGCUAUUCUUUGCAGCUACAAUUCUACGCAGCGAAAAUUAUCCUGCGAAGGAAAGUGACAUUCAUUCAAGCAUAAAAUAAAACAAAACUCUGAAAUUUGCUCAUUUCUUGGAGAGAAAUAUAACAAGAGUUGAAAAGUUAUUUAUUUAUUCUAGGUCAUAUAAAUAGUUUACUUACUACAUUGUACGUACAACCACACAAAAAACAGCAAGAUGGUGAAAAAUCAUUGGCUACUACUACCAGUUGUCUGUAUUGGAUUAGUAUGGUUUUGGAUUCCGGAGACAGUCAUGUCAGCCGAAUGCCAAUCUCGUUCAAUUUACUGUUAUGAAUGUGAUUCAUGGACUGACCCUAGAUGUAAGGAUCCCUUCAACUACACAGCUUUACCGAAAGAUCAGCCGCCGCUCAUGACAUGCAACGGUUGUUGCGUAAAAAUGGUCCGGCACUCAAAGACACCGUACGAAGUUGUACGGAGACUUUGCACCAGUCAGCUACAAAUUAAUCUGUUUAUGGUCGAUCAUGUUUGUAUGCAGGAAAGCUCGGGCUCUGGUCACAUGUGCUUCUGUGAGGACGAUAUGUGUAACGCAGGUCCAUCCCUCUACACACAUAACACUCAUAACAUUAUAGAAACUGUGUUUAAAAUGUUUGCAAGUUUAGCUUCUGUUACAAUAUUUUCUAAUUUCAUCUACUGGAACGGAAGAUAAAUUUAACAUCCGAAUAAUACCCGUAACAAUU